UACAAAUCAUACUUAAACAACACCAAGAAGAACAAACAAGUCCGUCUAGUGUUCUCAAUCCGUUGGUUAGGGGGCUGGACGGAUUAUAGAGAAACUAAACCGAGGGUAGAACCGUCAUUACACCUAUCAAUGUCGGCUUACAAUAACGAGCCGUCGUAAUCGUGUGGGUUCGGCUCGGGCCAUAUAAAACACAGGCCCCUCCCCAGGUUCGCCACACCACGCUAUCCUCUGCUCUGCUGCUGCUACAGUUGUUUCUCCCGCGACAAGCUCGUUUUCUCCUUCGAAAUCGCAAUCAUGGAGCUAGCCGCUUCAGCUUUGGUGUCCGUCUGCUCGGCGUAUCACCACCUCUCAGCGCCGGCUGAGGCCAACGACGACAGCGCGCGGUCCCAACCGCAGCUGCAGCGCCGGAGGAAACAGGCCGCCUGCAGUGGCAUCGGCGGGCUCCGGUCCCGGUGCCAUGCUGUUCUGAAGCAGCAGAGGACGAGGCUGUACAUCCUCCGGCGGUGUGUCUCGAUGCUGCUGUGCUGGAACGAGCACGACAUGUCCGACUGAGCUCACACGAAGGCCCGGUGGUUUUUUUACGGGCUGGGUCAGGGCCGGGCCUGUAUAGACCGGCUCGGUCUGUAGGAAGAAUGGUAGAGUGUUUGGUGUAUCAUAUUCCAUACUUGUUUAUUAACAAUUGUCAUGACAUGAGUUUUUUUUUAUCUGAUGAUGUGUAAGUGAAUGAGAAAUGUGAUGACGUGCGAUGGAAUUGGUUGCUUACUAGUACAAUUUCUGG
Messenger RNA from Triticum aestivum (bread wheat), 778 nucleotides. RefSeq names its product small polypeptide DEVIL 16-like. The record is from RefSeq and is a predicted model, not a curated record. Lineage: Eukaryota; Viridiplantae; Streptophyta; Magnoliopsida; Poales; Poaceae. Bases 295 to 552 code for a protein of 85 amino acids. Gene Ontology annotation, biological process: negative regulation of cell population proliferation. The transcript has a single exon.